Messenger RNA from Ornithodoros turicata, 676 nucleotides. RefSeq lists its product as uncharacterized. Lineage: Eukaryota; Metazoa; Arthropoda; Arachnida; Ixodida; Argasidae. The coding region runs from base 67 to 477 and encodes 136 amino acids. The transcript has 3 exons. The record is from RefSeq and is a predicted model, not a curated record.
GCAAGGAGCCCGUCACAAGAGAGGAGAAAUGACACAGCGAAAGCAGUCAAGUCCAGCGCUGCAUCUAUGAACCGUACAGAGUCUCCAAGACUUGCUCCCACAGUGCGGAAGAUUGGAAACAGUCUGAGCGACUUACCGAGGUCGUCACUGAAUGGCACAGCGGUACAAAUGCAUGAUGGGAAGGAAAACCACGAAGUGGAUGAGCAACGAAGAAACUCUUGGAGCAACGGAAUUCCGAAGAUCAAAGAAAAGCUAAGUGCCAGGAGUACGUUCAAUGGGAAGACCCUGGCGAGAAAAAAUUCCGAGAAGAAAACCGUCGGCUCGGUCAUAUCAGCUCUGACCGGAAGGGGCAUCAGGCGCAGCAGCUCCAAGGUAGUGCCGGCAACCAGAGAAGCCAAGAGGGACAGUGCAGCACAAACCCCAAUGAGUGCGGAGGGUUCCUCAGUAGACCAAUCCGUUCAAAAGGACAGCAGUUGAAUCGCGAUAAAUGAGCGUACGUUUGUGAAGGCUCCUAUAAAUCAUCGAGCUUUUCCACAUUGGAAAGGAUCAGAUAAGAAAAUAGCCGUCUAUUUUUCACUCGUUGUGUACAUAGUUCAGAAGGCACCUGGGGCCUAUAAAUAUAGGUCACACAUUCCAUCUUCUUUGCUUUCUACAGUUCAAUGUAAAUAAAAACGCA